AAGAAUCCCGAGAGCUUCCGGUACGCUGCUGCAUGAGAACUGGCCGGUGCAUUGGACUGGAUUGAAGUCCCCUUUUACAAGUAAUCUGGCGUUGAGUUAAACUUAAAAUCAUGUCUCUCGUCAAUAUAGCAACUAGGAGAUUACUUCUGAAUGCCAAGAAUGCUCUACCUGCAUUUGGUGCUGGGGUCAGAAAUGCAUCAGAGUCAACAGAUUUAAGAGAAGUGCUAGCCAGACAAAUUCCAGAGAAGCAGAAGGAAAUCAAAGAAUUCCGCAAAGAAUGUGGGUCAAAGGUCAUCGGUGAGAUUCAAGUAGACAUGCUUUAUGGAGGUAUGCGAGGUAUGAAGGGUCUCGUCACAGAGACAUCUGUGCUCGAUCCAAAUGAAGGCAUCCGUUUCCGUGGUUACAGCAUCCCUGAAUGUCAGAAGCUUCUCCCUAAGGCUCCAGGUGGAUCCGAGCCACUGCCUGAAGGUCUUUUCUGGCUCCUGGUCACGGGAGAGAUCCCAACAGAGGCUCAGGUCAAAGCCAUCUCUCAGGAAUGGAACGAGAGAGCAGCCGUCCCGUACCACGUUGUGCAGAUGCUGAAUAACUUCCCCGAUUCACUCCAUCCUAUGUCUCAGUUCAGUGCUGCUAUCUCCGCUAUGAACAGCGAGAGCAAGUUUGCCGAGGCUUACGCACAGGGUGUUCAUAAGACCACAUACUGGGAGUACACCUAUGAAGAUUCCAUGAACCUGAUUGCCAAGCUCCCUACUGUAGCAGCCAUUAUCUACCGUAAUCUCUACAAGGAUGGCAAGGUAUCUCCUAUCAGUAUGGACAUGGACUGGUCUGGUAACUUCUCUCAGAUGCUUGGUUAUGAUAAUGACAUGUUCACAGAGCUUAUGAGGCUGUACCUCACAAUUCACAGUGACCAUGAAGGAGGUAAUGUCAGUGCCCACACAGUUCAUCUUGUUGGCAGUGCUCUUUCAGAUCCUUAUCUUUCAUUUGCUGCUGGUAUGAAUGGUCUUGCUGGACCACUCCAUGGACUCGCUAACCAGGAAGUGCUGGUAUGGCUGACAAAGCUCCGAGAGCAGGUUGGGGAUAAUGUAUCUGAUGAAAACAUGAGAGAAUUCAUCUGGAAUACACUCAAAUCAGGACAGGUUGUACCGGGCUAUGGCCACGCUGUCCUGAGGAAGACGGAUCCUCGUUACGAAUGCCAACGUGAGUUUGCCCUGAAGCAUCUACCUGAUGACCCUAUGUUCAAGCUUGUUAGUCAGAUUUAUAAGCUAGUACCUGACAUCCUCCUGGAGCAAGGCAAGGCCCAGAACCCAUGGCCCAACGUGGAUGCACACAGUGGUGUGUUACUCCAGUAUUACGGCAUGACAGAGAUGAACUACUACACCGUCCUCUUUGGUGUUUCAAGGGCUUUGGGUACCCUUGCUUCUCUCAUCUGGGACAGAGCCUUCGGUCUACCUCUGGAACGACCAAAAUCAAUGAGCACCGAGGGGCUCAAGAAGCUUGUCGGUCGCUAAACAACCCCCUAUUCUAAUAAAGCUAUGCCACACAAAACCUCUAAAACCUAACCUAAAGGGAGUAUUAUAUACAAAAGGGUUUUUGCGAAGAUGUGUGUAUAAAUCUAACUAAAAGAUAUAUUUAUGGGACUCGAUGGAGUGUACUUGUUGAAUGAAAUUUGGACAAAGUCACCUUUUAGCGGAAAUAUAUUAGACCCACUGUGUUGAAUCUUGUGAUGUCCUGAAUAUUAUAUGUACGACAUGAUUAUUUGUAUUCAAAAAUGCAGUUGAGAGUUGAAUACCAAGUAUGAAAAAUUAUUUUGAGUUUUAUCCCAAGGAUGGUUCAGUUUUGUAGAUCUAUUUUGACCUGGGAAGCUGCUUUGCUGUUUACUUCAAUUUUAUUUCCGGUUUAGAAUAAAUUCUUACAUAUCGACAGUUGUGAACUUGUAAAUUUUGUGAUUUUGUUGAAAAUACCAGAUUUAAUCUAUUCUAUCAAAUGUCAUAAAAGUCAAAGCCAGCCAAAUGCUUGGAGAAAUAUUUUCAAGGUAAUGGCUGUAAUGUGGUAUAUCCCUUUCAACUUUGUAUCCAUACCAUAUCUAAAUCUGUGAGCAUUCUACAUGUAGGCUUAUAUUAGGUGGAUACCAACUAUUCUUUGCCAAUCGUAUGAAACUGUACUAGCAGGAUAGUCAUGUAUUUUCCUUUCAAUACAAGGUGACGAUUGUAGCAUAACACUACUAUCAAUAUCGUUUGACUCUUUUGCCAAAAUAGAUUUCAAUAGUAGGAUUUAUAGAUUUGGCAUUAUUGUUUGUUAGCUUCAUUACCCUGCUUUAUUGAUUUUUUUUCUGAGAUGUUGGCGCCUGCUAAAACUGUUAUUUUGCUUUAGAUUGUAUUUUAUUUGAAGACCAAGUGCAUAUCUGUUCUGAGAUUCCAAGGCAAUAAAUUAUGACUGUGCAGUGCUUAAUCUGGCAAGGCAGUGUAUUUCAUCGCUUUUAUACUUGCCCAAUUAUGUACCUGUACAGCUCAUACAAUCUACAGUGAAAUGAUUCGACAUUGUUUCUACAAAUCUUUUCCUUUUGGCUUGACUACUAGUAUUUGGCUUGACAACUAGUAUUUAACACAUGCUGUGUAUGGUGCGGGUCUUUCCAAGAAAGAUUCAUUAAAUUCUUUGCCUAAUUAAUGAUUGAUCUAUGCAGAGAUUUAGUGCAGUAUCAGUUAAUGAAAGAAUUGAAAAAAAUAUGGGAUAUGGCACACUAACAUGACAGUUUAUCAUAAUCAUCUUGAGUGAUAAGAAAAAAAUGAAUUUGACAGUCAGUUCUGUUUUGGAGAAAGGAAUUUUUAAAUGUGUGUUAUGUAAUCUGUUAUUCAGCACACUGUGAAUGUACAAAUAUAUUCUGAGAGAAUAAAGUCUUUUAGACCCACU
Molecule: messenger RNA, 2904 nt
Organism: Lytechinus variegatus (green sea urchin)
Lineage: Eukaryota; Metazoa; Echinodermata; Echinoidea; Temnopleuroida; Toxopneustidae
Gene: cs
Product: probable citrate synthase 2, mitochondrial
Exons: 10
Coding region: 111-1505 (464 amino acids)
Biological process (GO): citrate metabolic process; tricarboxylic acid cycle; carbohydrate metabolic process
Cellular component (GO): mitochondrial matrix
Source: RefSeq, a predicted model, not a curated record